Messenger RNA from Cebus imitator (Panamanian white-faced capuchin), 961 nucleotides. RefSeq names its product peroxiredoxin-6-like. Gene Ontology annotation, biological process: cell redox homeostasis; cellular oxidant detoxification. Bases 77 to 751 code for a protein of 224 amino acids. NCBI's taxonomy places the organism in Eukaryota, Metazoa, Chordata, Mammalia, Primates, Cebidae. Gene Ontology annotation, cellular component: mitochondrion; cytosol. The record is from RefSeq and is a predicted model, not a curated record. The transcript has a single exon. Gene Ontology annotation, molecular function: peroxiredoxin activity.
GGGAAAGAGGCUCCUUAUUCGGGAGAACCACUCGUUUGGUUGUUCCGUGUGGCGCCAGCUCAUCACCGCCGCCGCCAUGCCUGGGGGUCUGCUUCUCGGGGACGUGGCUCCCAACUUUGAGGCCAAUACCACCGUCGGCCCCAUCCGUUUCCAUGACUUUCUGGGAGACUCAUGGGGCAUUCUCUUCUCCCACCCUCGGGACUUUACCCCAGUGUGCACCACAGAGCUUGGCAGAGCUGCAAAGUUGGCACCAGAAUUUGCCAAGAGGAAUGUUAAGUUGAUUGCCCUUUCAAUAGACAGUGUCGAGAACCAUCUUGCCUGGAGCAAGGAUAUCAAUGCUUACAAUGGUGAAGAGCCCACAGAAAAAUUACCUUUUCCUAUCAUUGAUGAUAAGAAUCGGGACCUUGCCAUCCUGUUGGGCAUGCUGGAUCCAGCAGAGAAGGAUGAAAAGGGCAUGCCUGUGACAGCUCGUGUGGUGUUUGUUUUGGGUCCUGAUAAGAAGCUGAAGCUGUCUAUUCUCUAUCCAGCUACCACUGGCAGGAACUUUGAUGAGAUUCUCAGGGUAGUCAUCUCUCUCCAGCUGACAGCAGAAAAGAGGGUUGCCACCCCAGUUGAUUGGAAGGAUGGGGAUAGUGUGAUGGUCCUUCCAACCAUCCCUGAAGAAGAAGCCAAAAAACUUUUCCCGAAAGGAGUCUUCAUCAAAGAGCUCCCAUCUGGCAAGAAAUACCUCCGCUGCACACCCCAGCCUUAAGACUCUUGGAGAAGUUGGUGCUGUGAGCCAGAGGAUGUCAGCUGCCAGUCAUGUUUUCCUGCAGCACUUCCAUAAAAACAUCCUGGUGUCAUCACAGCCAGGGUUUUUAGGUUGCUAUUCUAUUGGCUUAUUAAAUGAAAAUGGCACUAAAAGUUUCUUGGGAUUCUUUACUCUCUGCCUUCACCAGCACUCAAUUCUGUUCAUACCUCA